Musa acuminata subsp. malaccensis (wild Malaysian banana) is the source of this 1581-nucleotide messenger RNA. Lineage: Eukaryota; Viridiplantae; Streptophyta; Magnoliopsida; Zingiberales; Musaceae. The record is from RefSeq and is a predicted model, not a curated record.
CAAAACCCAAACCCUGAACGCUUUCUCCUUCCCUGUCCCAUCUGGCGAUGUCGCACUUCGGGCGAUCCGGGCCUCCGGACAUCAGAGACACGUAUUCCCUCCUCGUCCUCAACAUCACGUUCCGGACGACGGCAGACGACCUCUUCCCGCUCUUCGACAAGUACGGUGAGGUGGUGGAUGUCUUCAUCCCGAGGGAUCGAAGGACUGGGGAUUCGCGAGGUUUCGCAUUCGUGAGGUAUAAGUAUGCUGAUGAGGCACAGAAAGCCGUGGAGAAGCUCGAUGGGAGAAAUGUGGACGGCCGAGAAAUUAGGGUUCAGUUCGCGAAGUAUGGUCCAAAUGCUGAACGGAUUCAUAAAGGGAGAAUUGUGGAAGAAGUACCAAGGACCAGUGAUAGGUCUAGAAGCCGCAGCCCAAGGCCAAGGUAUCGAGAUAGAGAAUAUAAGAGGCGAAGUCGAAGUCGAAGUCGAAGUCGAAGCAGGGGGAGACAUGAGCGGGACAGAUACCAUGACAGGGAAAGGGAUUACCGCCGAAGCCGAAGCAGCCGAAGUCCUAGUGUAAGUCCUGAUUACCGCAGGCAUAGUGGUAGAGGCAAGUAUGAUGAUGAGCGAAGGAGUAGAAGUCGUUCUUAUAGCAGUGGAUCGCCUAUCCGCCGUAGCCCUAGUCCUAAAAGGAGUUCAUCUCCUCAUAGUACACCUCGCAAGGGAAGUGCUGAUGAAAAAAAUCAUGAACCAUCUUCACAUUCCCGAAGUGUUUCACCAUAGUGUUUCACCUUUGAAAGGAAACACAAGACACUGUUCAUGAUCCCUGUCUCCAGAGCAUUUGAUUUGAGGUUGCAUCUCCAAAGAUGUUCCUGAUAGUGGCUGUGCGAAUUGUUGUAGCUGCUAAACUUCUUUUCAAGCUCUCUCCAUUUGAGUGAAGUCGUAGUGGCUGAGAGUGGCUGACAUGUUGCUGAUGUCAUAAUUGUUGCUGAUUUUCUUCCUUGAUAAUGCUGAUGUCCGUGAUAGUGGUGUUCGUAUUUUGAUCGUAAGUAUCACAUCGUACUGAUGUCCAGACAGAUUAUAAAGGAAGAGGGGCCAUCUCUCAAACAGAAAUGUUGUCUACCAACGUACUGCCUAAUCUAUUGGUUGAUCCAAAAAGAGUAGUAGCUGUGAUGGCUGUGUACAUUAAUCUUUGUUGCACCCACAAUACCUGAUGACUCCGUGUAGGCUUUGGAAAAGUAGUGGUAAAACCAUGUUGCAACUACUUAGGUAUGAGUUCAAUCCAACUUUCUAUCUCAAACAUGCACAUGAACAUCAGUAAACAGCAGGCUCUAAUCGUCUUACGUGCAUAGUCAUAGUUGAAUUGGUGCCCAGCCAAAUUUGCUGUAUUGAGCACAUAUACUAUUUUUCUUGUGUGUUUUCAGUCUCCACAUUGGUGACUCUUUUCUUGUUUGGAUUUACAAUUUGUAAGUUGUAGCAAUUCAGUAGGCAAAGGGAAUGUUUGUCACUGGUAUGUAUUUAAUAAGUUUUGUGUGGGUCGUGCAACAUGGACCCCAGUCAAAGAUGUGAACUAUUCUCAUGGGUGAGCAGAUCAAAUGAUACC